Messenger RNA from Mytilus californianus (California mussel), 2616 nucleotides. RefSeq lists its product as uncharacterized. NCBI's taxonomy places the organism in Eukaryota, Metazoa, Mollusca, Bivalvia, Mytilida, Mytilidae. The transcript has 8 exons. The record is from RefSeq and is a predicted model, not a curated record. The coding region runs from base 221 to 1255 and encodes 344 amino acids.
UAACGUAAGCCAUACUGAAGUUUGUAUAUCAGGGGAAUUAAUAAAUCCGAAUAUUAAUCAUUUAUAAUAAUUUAAUCCUAAAUAUUUUUGCUGAACAUAAACAACACGUACAUGUAUAACUUGUGAUUAAAACCAUUGCUUUUAAAGUUAGGAACUAAUUUUCUGUAGAAAAAUGUGAUUUUUUAAAAGAAUAACCAGCCGUACUAGAUAUUAAACCAACAUGUCGGCAGCCGAAGUGUCUAGGCAGCCACUCCACAACAGCCACGAUAGCUUUACAGAUGGUGACGGUCGUUUAACAGUAGCCAGCACAUUAUCAGGCUCCUUUUCUGUGAACUCCACAUACAGCCAUGCAACAGAUAGAUUUUCAUCUUUGUCCAGACUAAGUAGAGCCAGUAUCAAACUUAGAACGACGUCCAGCUUCCCCAGUAUUCUAAGUUUGUAUGAACCUAUACAGGAAGGGAAGGUUUAUCAGGGUGACCGUCAAAAGCCACCAUUUACUGAUAGAGGACCUCAUCGAAAUAAAGAAAAACCAAAACCAAAACGUUUUGCAAAAUCAAAAGAGUGGGGAGAGCAUCUGGAUACAAGAUUCAAAACUGAGAAUCGGACAAUACGAAUAGAAGCAGUAGCUAGAGAACAAAUGGACAAAUACGAUAAGUACAUAAAAGAAUUAAAUACAAAAGUAGAAAAACAGAGAGAUCAACAAAGAAAGCGCGAUGAAGAGUUUGAAGAAAGACUGCGACAGUUAGAGGAAGAGGGAAAGAAGAAACAUAAAAUUGUGAAAAGACCCAAAGAACAAUUUGUUCACGAUCGCGAAUACGUUAGAAACCUGCCUAAAUCUAAUCUAUCCAAGAUGGUUCGAUUAUCAGAUGAUCUUCAGAAGAAAGGUAUAUUGAAAACGCCCUUAGAUGUGGACAAAUUUUGGAAAGAUUUUGGCAGAAAAAGUAUUGAUAAUACAGACAUCUUUAAACGUGACCCUUUAACAGAAGUACCAGAUAGCCGACACUGGAUCGGUAAAAAGACGACAUUACAAUCACUAGAUGAUAAAGCAAAGAAAAGAAAGCUGAAAAAAAUAUAUGGCAGUCAUGAUUCCAAUCCGUUACCCACUAUUCCUUCACGGAAGUCAAGGAUGAGGAAAGCAAAAUCUUCGGAGGAGAAUCCUGGUACAAAAGGAUCUGACAAAAGUAAAAGUGCAUUUGACCCUAGUCCUGGACCAUCCGAAAAACAUUCGGAGCUCACAACGCCAUCUGAAGCGUGACUUACGCCUUUCACAUAAUCAGCAUUGUUUCAUGUAAAUGUUUUAUGUAUAAAAAAUACUAGUACCUAUGUUUAUUACUGAAUUGUGUAACAUCACAUGAAUCACAACCUGCAAUAAUUUCCUGUUCACUUUGCUCCAUAUAGAGACUUAUUGAUCACAUUGUCGACUACUAGUAUAUAAAAAAUGCACUCAUGCUCUCAUGGUAUUUGAUGUUGUAUCAUAAGCCCCUCAAGACGUUAGCUCGGUGUACAUGGUAUAUCUAUGUUACACCAUGGUAUUACGAUUUAUGCAAAAUGAUAGCUUUCAAGAAUUUCGAUGGGGCUCUUGUAGGAAUACUAUUUUAUUUAAGGAUAAAGCAUUGUAAAUGCAGGAUAUCCAUUGACAUGUAAUGACAUCAUGGAGUACGAAUUAUUAUUCAUAAUUAAGUCAAGGUAAACGUUCAAUAAAAAAAUGUAUUAAUGUAAAUGAACCACGUGCUCCCCCCUCCCCCACGAAAUAGUUCUUAAUUUAAUUUUUUAGAUCUACUAAUUGAAGAUUAACAAAGCAUAUAUUUAAAUAUAACAAAUUAUUUAUGUUAUUUGUUUUCAUAGGUUACAAUUUUUUCAUCACAUUCAUUUGAACUUUUAAGGCUGAAUAUUUUCCGAAUUGAAAUUAUCACAAGGUGUUUUAAUUAGAUGAGGUUUCAGUUUAUGUUUCGAUAUUUCGUUAGCCUCUUUUACCAAAAAGCCUUUCAAUUCAAUAAUGUUUACAUUCCGAGAUUUCAGUAGGGUGUGAAAUACGUCAAUUCAUAUCAACAGAUACAGGUUUGCGACUUAAAAAGGACUGGAUUGACAUUGUAGUCACCUUGCUUGUGACCUUUCUUUCAUUUAAUUUAUUUGCCUUUCUGUUACAAGAUAUUCAGAAUCAAGACUUUACAGAAUGUUUAACAUGGCCAGUAGUAUUUCGAUAUUAAACAAAAUCGUCCAGUGGCUUGAAGCUAGGUUAAAUAAGGAUGAUAUAUAAUCUGAAAAAUGUUACGUUUGUUUUCAAAAUUGAAAUUAACAAGGCAGAUACAUUAAAUAAUAUCUUUAUCCCUAACCUUGAAUCUCAUCAUUGUAUAAAAGUAUGUUAUACUUUGUGUGUUUCAGUCUGCAGGUAAUGUUAUUGUAUUUUGGUAUACUAGUAUAUAUAUUCUAAUGUUUUAUAUGAAACUCAGGGAACAUACACUUUAUUUGUGUAUAUUCAUGGUUACAUGUUUAAUUGUGUUUGCUUAUGUUAGGAUAAUGAUGAAAAAACAUAAACCAGAGAAAACGAAAUAUCAAACAAGGUUUAAUAUAACCAAAAAAACUGCAGAAAAAAACACUACAACUUGUUUAUAAAUU